This is a messenger RNA of Toxorhynchites rutilus septentrionalis, 1071 nucleotides long. RefSeq lists its product as uncharacterized. The coding region runs from base 1 to 1071 and encodes 356 amino acids. The transcript is spliced from 2 exons. NCBI's taxonomy places the organism in Eukaryota, Metazoa, Arthropoda, Insecta, Diptera, Culicidae. The record is from RefSeq and is a predicted model, not a curated record.
AUGGCACCAAUCACGCGGAAUACUUCACUCAAGGCGCUUCAAACGAGGUUGAAGGCUCUUUUGGGAAUGUUCGACGAUAUUUGCCGUUUUGUCGACUCGAUGGAUGAUGACACUCCAGCGACAGUUCGUAUAGAGAAAUUGGACGAAUUAUGGGAUCAGAUCAACGACACAACAAUGGAGAUCGAGAUGCACGAAGAUUUCAAUGACGAUGACGAAACCUACUCCAGGAAACGAUCGGAAUUUGGCGAUCGUUAUUACAGGGCGAAAUCUUUGCUACUUGAGAAGGUCAAGGAGCCAGAGGAGAAGUUGAACCUUUCAAUUACCAACCAACAACCAAUCCAUGAGCACGUUAGACUCCCACAAAUCAAGUUGCAGACCUUCGAUGGCAACAUUGAUGAGUGGUUGAGCUUUAGGGAUCUGUAUUUGACAUUGAUUCAUUGCAAAACAGACUUACCAGAUGUAGAAAAACUCCACUAUUUAAAGGGGUUCUUAGUAGGAGAAGCUAGGUCUUUGAUAGACUCGCUCGCAAUCACCAAAGCGAAUUACCAGAUAGCGUGGGAUGCGUUAAUGAAACGCUAUAAUGAUAGCAAGAUGCUCAAGCGUAGGCAGGUGCAGGCACUUUUUAAUUUACCAAGCGUUACAAGAGAGUCGGUAGCCGAACUGCAGUCACUUUUAGAAGCUUUUGAGCGUAUCGUUAAAACUUUGGAUCAACUAGUACAACCAGCCGAUUACAAGGAUUUAUUGCUACUGGAUGUGUUGUGUUCGAGAAUGGAUCCAACUACACGCAGAAGCUGGGAGGAGCAUUCUACUCCAAAGGAGCAUAAUACGAUCGAAGAUUUAACGGAAUUCCUACAGAGGAGAAUAAGGGUGCUUAGUUCACUUCCCGAAGAAUCCGUCGAGGCGAAUCAGGAUUAUUCACAACAAUUCAAGGGGAAAAUACCUUUAGCCAAAACUAGCCAUAACGCAUUGAUAUCGUCCAGGGAACAAUGUGUAGUUUGUCCAGGGCUGGCUGCUAAAAAGUUACGUGAUGUGUACGGUGCGGAAGCCUUCAAAGAAAGACAGUACUUUUAA